Molecule: messenger RNA, 3126 nt
Organism: Anneissia japonica
Lineage: Eukaryota; Metazoa; Echinodermata; Crinoidea; Comatulida; Comatulidae
Exons: 4
Coding region: 378-2009 (543 amino acids)
Biological process (GO): regulation of apoptotic process
Molecular function (GO): protein binding
Source: RefSeq, a predicted model, not a curated record
GACUGAUGCGAUUUAAAAUCAAAAUGAAAUCAGCAUGUCAUCGUGUCAUCAGCAAGCGAUUAUUGACUUAUGUAUUCAAUGUGCUUCACAAUUGCUGAAUAACUUCUUUCAUCGUGCACUUUGGGGGCCUGUGUUAUGAAUAACAAAACCCAUCUCCCAAGGGUCACUCAGGCAUAAACCAUCCUAGCGACCAAGACGCACAGUACCGUCUCCAGCUUCGGUUUGAGUCAGACAUUUUAGGAUGUCAUAACAUAAGUUUAACGUUUUAAUUUCCGACUUUUGUUUAUAAUGUAGACCUACUUCUAGACUUGGUGUGUAACGUUUUUAGUACUGGUACCGAUCAAGUGGGCGUAAGCAUGGAGUAAGAGAUACCAACAAUGCCAAACGUUCGAUAUUAUCACCAUGGAAAAUAUCAGCAACCAUCGAAGGCAGUGCACUUCUUACCACCGCUACGACUUACCACCACCACCCUUGAAGUAAGCAAUAUGAAUAGCGUCAACCGCCGCGUACAAAAUGAUACAAGACGUUCCGAACACAAUCCUCAAACGCAUUCAAAACGAUUUUACACACGGUACAAAAAAUUGCUUUUUACUAUCGCAAGCUCCCUUACAGCAACGGAUAUCAACGACUUAAAAUGUCUUUGUAGAGACCACGUAAGACCAACACAUCAUAUCGAUGAUGUCCGUAACUCUUGGUCUUUUAUAUUACUAUUGGAGAACAAGAAAUUACUUGCUCAUAAUAGCCUGGUGUUCCUUCAAACACUCCUGUAUUACGUCGGCAGAACAGAUCUAUAUUCCCUAGUGUUAAGGUUCAGAGCUGAUAGACAAAACGAAUACAAGGGCAAUGGCGUAGAAAUUCAUCAGCAUUUGAAAGUGAGAGAACAAGAUACAAAGAAAAUGGAACUUGCCAGAGAAAUGCUGGACUUUCGCCGAAAACUGAAGAAUUCGAGACGAAAUAAUAAACCCAACUUAACUUUAUUACAACAGAGAUUAUCAGAGUUAAGCAUACGAGUACAGCAAAAUAUCGGACUAAACACAAUGAACAAUUACAAUAGCAGGUCUUCAGAUAACCAAAGAUCUGUAAGACUGUCCAUUCAACCAGUGCGUGCUACGGAUAAUAACGAGCGCAUUUUAGGAGGACUAAAUGAAAAGAACAACUUCAAAAGUAGGCCUACAGAUAACCAAAGACCUGUAACACUGAUUCAACCAGCACGUGAUACGAAUAAUAAUGAAGACCACAAUAUAGGAAGACAUAACGAAAUGAACAGCUAUAAAAGCAGACCCACAGAUCACCUAAAACCUAUAACACUGUCAAUUCAACCCACCCAUAAGACUGAUAAUAACGAAGACGAUCAAGAGAUAUUAAUUUGUGAUGAAAGCCAAGUGAGGGACAGACAAAGCGGCCCAGAUUAUGAAAUGGACCAAGAGACAUUGGGAAAUAUAAAAAAUAAAUAUGAGGAUUCGCAAAUGAGAAAUACGAAGGAAAAUGAAACAGAAUUCAUAAAGGAAACUGACGAAUGUUCUACUCAGUUUAAUGCGCCAGAAGAACGGUUGCACAACGAAGAAUAUUUCUUAUCUGAAGAAGCUAUCUUAGCCGAGACCCCAUUCCCGCCUCUUCACAGGGGUGAAGAAUUUAUCUUCCAGGACCACAACACACGUAAUAAACGUGAACAUACUUAUAGCAAUAUACAUUCACCUUCAGUAACACAUCUAAAACAUGAAAAAAACGAGGAAAAAAAUGUACCGUUGAAAAUUAAACAGAUACGAAAAAGGUUCGGUAAAGAUAACUGGCAUAAGAUGAGAUAUCAACAUAAUAGAUCUAAAAGAAUUAAAAAGAGGAAGAAACGGAAAAGGGAAACCAAAGAAGAUAAUCUCGAUUCAGAUGAAUCGUCUAACUCCGAGUCUGAAGAGUAUUUUAAAUUUCCAAACAUCUACGAAAAAUACGCAAGAUUUCCACGUCUUUCAACGAAUGCUUCAAAAGCAAUAGUUGAACAAAAUAUGAGAAGGUAAUUGGAAUGUUUUCCAUGAAUACGAUUUGGUAUAAAACUGGGAAAAGUAAUAUAACUAGUGAAAUAUGUCUAGAUGAUAAUUUGAUAAUAAAACUAAACAAGCAUUUAUUUCUCAAUAAAUAACAUAGUGAAUGUGGUACAUUUGUAGCUAAAUAUGCAAUGUAUUAUCCUAAUGAAAUUAAAUUAUAUAUGCAAUAUUGUACGCCUGCUCUGGUGGGUUGUUAUUGUAACGCAAAAAAUACAUAUAUUGAGACAAUUUUAGUAUUGUUACUAUCUUCCAAUAACUUAAUUUGCCUCACGAAAGUAAAGAAAAGAGACUAAUCAGGAAAAUAUGCAAUACUUCAGAUGGCAUAAUGAUUAUCAAUAUAGACCUGUGAGCCUAACAAAGAUAGUUUAAUUAACAGAAGACAUCACAUCUAACCAAAACAUUCAAAGAAGUGAAGGACCUAGGCCUAAUAUUGUCUAAGCCUGUCUUUAAAUUUGCCUCAUGGUACAAACCUGCUAUUUUACCAGGCACGUGUAUACAAUCUCUUAUAAUGUAUCUAUCGGGAGCUAAGUUUGAUUUAGGCCUAUAGGGUGGUUUGACCAAGGAGGUGCAACAGCAUGGUUUUACCUAUUAUUUUGUGCGGACGACAUAUAUAUUCUUAUCAUUCAAGAUUUAUUUAUCAUCAAUCUAAUACAAUCGGUUAUUACCAUGGUGAUACAUAUUGAUCGUUGAUCCAUGUCAGUCUUAUUUAUUUGUUAUAGCUCAUAUUCAUCUGUCGAAGCUAAAUUUUUCAGCUGAAAUUGGACGUAGUGUCUACAGAUGAUUAUUGGAUAUUUAUCACGUAAUAUUGAACGUAUCCUGUUAAUUAUUAUUAUGAGCCAUUUUAUAGACACUGAUAUAAAAGAGGUUGGCAUGGCAAUCGAAGCGCGUGGUUAUAACAAAGUGACUUGAUGUGUUUUCCAAUUGUAGCUCGAUGCCAGAAACAGCGGUGAGGACAUGCUAAGUGGAUCAUAGACUGAAAGAAAUAUUAAUAUAAAAGAUAUAUUAAUUAACAAAUAUUCAUUGUAAAAGUUAUGUUUAAUGAAAAUUAUACUAUCAUAUUUAAAUUUUUAUAAUAUAAAUGAGAGGUUUA